AUAGAAGGGAAAAGAAAGUCAAAGUAUGGAGACAGAAGCAUGCCGCACACGCUAAGCGUUUCAUCCCUUCCUUUCACAGCCUGCAACUGCCGUCUGGCUGCGGCCACCUCCCAACCGCCAUAGCCUCCGCCUCCGCCGCCACGCCUCCCCAAAUCCCAUUUCCUUCUUCUCCCCAUUGAACCCCUUGUCUGUUCUAUUCAACCCACAAAAUCGGGCUUCCGCCAUUGCGCAAUCGCAAUUCGCGGUCGGAAUCUUCGAAUCGCAUCGCGACUCGGCGUCGGUGAUUACUCCUCUUCCGCCGAGACGAGGCGGUUUUCGUAGCACAUCAUAUAUUCCAUAACCCCAGGGGUCAUGGAUUAUGGGAAUGGCAACCCAGAAACCAGGCAAGGAAUUUCACUCAAUCGAGCAAGAAGCUUAGGCUCUUCAUUUAGAAGAAACUCUUUUAACUCCCUUGGUGCUCAGCCUCCUCAAACUGAUGGAGAUGCUGAAAGUGAGAGCGUCUCAGAAGCAGGAGACAUAGGGGAUCGUGCUCUGUACAGCAACAGAUUCAGUGACAGUGAGCGUUUUAGCUUGUCUUUCGAUCGUGUAUUAGAGAAUGGCGCAGUUGCCCCAAUUCCAGAGAACAAUACCUUCUUGCAUUCCUAUGGAUUUUGGGGUCGUGAGUCUGCAACAGUUAGUACUGCUGUUUCCCCUGUUUCGCCUCUUGCUGAGGAAAUCGUGUCUCCUAUUGCAACCUGUCCCAUGGUUCAUUCUGAAGACACAAAGCAAGAAAGCCAGAGGAAGCUCUCCAAACCGUUGGAGUAUGUAACCUGCCUUGUUCAUCUUGCUGUUUUUGGAAUUCUUGGGGUCUUGACAAGGUAUGGACUACAGAAGUUAUUUGGUCCGGAGAAUGCAAACGUGACGAGCGACAAGACAAUUUUGUAUCCUGAUCUUCCUUCGAAUAUGGUGGGAUCGUUCUUGAUGGGAUGGUGGGGCGUGGUCUUCAAAGGAGAUAUCUCCAAGAUUUCAGACUAUCUUGCCAUUGGAUUGACAACCGGCUACUUGGGAAGCCUAACAACUUUCAGUGGUUGGAAUCAGAAAAUGCUCGAUCUCAGCGUCGAAGGCCACUGGCUCUUUGCAAUCCUCGGUUUUCUCAUAGGUUUGUUUCUGGUGGCCUAUUCCAUAAUCUUCGGAAUAGAGACAGCAGAGGGCUUCCGAUGGGUUCUGAGAAGAAGAAACAUAAGCUGCAGCUGGUGCUGGAAAGUGGACAGCUACAAGCGCCACUUGGCAGUGAUGGUGGGGUUUCUACUGAUGCUGGCUCUGUUAUGGAGCCUCAGCGGAAGUUUGCUGGAGAGAGAGUUCAGCGGCGGCGGGGCGGAGCUAUGGGUGGGAUGCCUGGUGGGGCCGGUGGGGGUGUGGGUGCGGUGGUUCUUGGCCCGGUUGAACGGGCGCGGCGUGGGUCGGUGGAAGUGGGUUCCGAUUGGGACUCUGAUGGCGAAUGUUUUAGCGGCGUGCGUGAUGGCGGCGCUGGCGACUGUGAAGAAGGCGGUGAAAGGGGAGAGGGUGGAGACGGUGGCGGGCGGGCUGCAGCUGGGGCUGAUGGGGUGUUUGAGCACGGUGUCGACGUUCGCGGCGGAGUUCAAUGCCAUGCGAGUGAGCGAGCGGCCGUGGAGAGCCUACGCGUAUGCGGCGCUUACAAUGGCCAUUUCCUUCGUCUGCGGCGUAUUCAUCUACUCUAUACCCGUUUGGACCAACGGGUACAAUUAGUACUGAACUAAAGCCCUAUUUUGCAAUUUUCUUGUGAAGGUAUUUUUUGAAGCUUAGGGAUUUUAAAGAGGGUUAAAUUAUUAUAACUUUGAUGUCUAUGAUUUGGAGAGUUUUGAUUUUGUUUCUAUAGUUAAUUAGAGCUUACUUUUUAAUUUCCCUUCUAUGAUUGUCAAAAUUUGUA
This is a messenger RNA of Momordica charantia (bitter melon), 1927 nucleotides long. RefSeq names its product camphor resistance CrcB family protein. Lineage: Eukaryota; Viridiplantae; Streptophyta; Magnoliopsida; Cucurbitales; Cucurbitaceae. The record is from RefSeq and is a predicted model, not a curated record. Gene Ontology annotation, cellular component: plasma membrane. Gene Ontology annotation, molecular function: fluoride transmembrane transporter activity. Gene Ontology annotation, biological process: fluoride transmembrane transport.